AUGGCUACAGUCACAGCCUUGCCGGAGGUACUGGCAAGCUUCCAAACAGCAGUAGAAUCCGCCACGCAAGGUCUGCCAACUGCUGACUCUCUGCUCCCUCCCGACAACGGCAUUACACUCUUCGACACGAAGAACGAGAUCUUCCUCUCGUACCUCCAGGCUCUGGCCCUGCGCAACUUGAACGUAAUACGGAGUAUCACAGAUGGGAGUGAUGUGGAGGCUGCGAGCAAGCUCAGCAACGAGAUCACGAAAAAGCUUGUCGAGCAUCGAGUAUAUCUGGAGAAGGGUGUGAGACCGUUGGAGCAGAAGAUCAAGUACCAGGUUGAUCGAGUGGUGAAGAUGGCAGACGAUGAGGAGCGGAAAUCCGCACAGCAAGCAGUGCGGGCAUCGACAAAUGGGCUUGCAAAGCACAAUGGCGAGGCCAAGGAUGAAGACUCGGAGGAUUCGGACGACGCAAGCGACAGCGACGCCGAGCUUGGUGCUGACAUGACAAGCUUCGCCCCGAGAGUUGCGACGAUGGGUACCGACAAGAAGCCUGCCAACGACGAUGAGGACCGCGCCACGAGCAAGCAGGAUGGUGUGUACAGACCACCGCGUAUCUCAGCCACAGCCAUGCCAACCACCGAACGACGAGAGAAGAAGGAACGAGGACCUGGGAGAUCAGCCACCUUGGACGAGUACGUUUCCAACGAACUAUCUACAGCACCACCUUCGCAGCCAAGUAUUGGUAGCAAUUUGGCAGCAGGAGGAAGGCAGACCAAGAAUGCACGCCAGUUGAAGGAGGAUGCUGAGCGCAGGGACUACGAGGAGACACAUCUCACACGUCUGCCUGCGAUGUCUAAGAAGGAUAUGGCGAGGAGAGGGCUAGGAAAGGCCAGAGAUGGUGGUUUUGGAGGCGAGGAGUGGAGGGGUUUGGGCGAGAGUCUGGACAGGAUCGGUGAUCUCACCAAGAGGAAGGGCAAAGACAGCUCCUUGGACAAGAGUCGCAAGCGACGUGCGGUAGAAGAUGGCCCUCGCAGCAGUGGUGUGCGUGACUUGGUCGACGUCAAGAGGAGGAGAAUGCAAAAGAAGGGUCAGAUAUAA
This is a messenger RNA of Fulvia fulva, 1083 nucleotides long. RefSeq lists its product as uncharacterized. Gene Ontology annotation, biological process: maturation of SSU-rRNA from tricistronic rRNA transcript (SSU-rRNA, 5.8S rRNA, LSU-rRNA). The record is from RefSeq and is a predicted model, not a curated record. The transcript has a single exon. Gene Ontology annotation, cellular component: nucleolus; small-subunit processome. Lineage: Eukaryota; Fungi; Ascomycota; Dothideomycetes; Mycosphaerellales; Mycosphaerellaceae. The coding region runs from base 1 to 1083 and encodes 360 amino acids.